GCCAACGGAGUUUAUCAUUGCACAUGCGUGGAGCACAACCCCGAUGGUACUGACUUUUCGUAGCUUGUUUACGUAGUUUUACAUUUGCUUUUGAUGGAUAUAUUAAAAGCGGAAAUCGUACGCAAAAGGAAGUUGUUGGAAGAAAAAGCUUUAGUGACACCAAGUAAAAAGUACUUCAAGCGAGGAGAUUUAAUUAAGCAGCAGGAGGAAGAAUAUUGGCAACGCCAUUGUCCACAAAAAGAUGAAAACGAGAAUACUGAGAAUGAAAGGAAAAGAGCUGAAGAAGAAUCUCAAAAAUCAAAAGAUUCUGAAGGUACAUUACCAAGAAAAGAAGUGAUCCGAAGGCUAAGAGAAAGGCAAGAGCCAAUUCUUUUAUUUGGUGAAACUGAGUUGGAGGCAUUUCAGAGGUUGAGAAGACUUGAAAUUUUAGAACCUGAAGUGGAUCGAGGAUUUAGAAAUGAUUUUCAGGAGGCUAUGGAGAAAGUUGAUCAGGCUUACUUGGAUGAAAUUUUAAAAACACAGGGGACUACAGAAGAUGGAAAAUCUGUAAAUGAUGUUAAAGUUGAAGAUGAAGGAACUUCAAUUGAAGAAAUUAAAGAAGAAGCAAGUGCAAAGCUAGGAAAAGGAUCAGAUAGUGAUGAUGCAAAAGUUAUUUUAAAAUUUUUGAGAUUUUUGCUGCAGCUAUGGGGCCAAAAGCUAAAUUCUCGACCUGAAGUUGAGAAAACAUCAAUGAAAGGAAAACUGGCUUCUGCCACCUAUACACAAACUCAAGAUUAUAUCCGACCUUUAUUUCGCAGGCUUAAAAAAGAAAAUUGUCCUGAAGAUAUUUUGGAGCAUUUGGUUCUUAUUGUUAACUAUAUGCUGGACAGGAAUUAUGUAAAAGCAAAUGAUGCUUACCUACAGAUGGCUAUUGGAAAUGCUCCAUGGCCCAUUGGAGUGACCAUGGUGGGCAUCCAUGCUAGGACUGGCAGAGAAAAAAUCUUCUCAAAAAAUAUUGCUCAUGUUUUGAAUGAUGAGACACAAAGGAAAUUUAUUCAGGCUCUCAAGCGACUCAUGACUCAGUGUCAAAGAUUUUUCCCAACUGAUCCAUCUAGGUCUGUGGAAUAUAAUGCAUGAUAUCUCUAUCUAUUGUAUAUAUGAAUAUGUUACCUAAUUUGCAAUAAAAUAAUUUAUUUAUUCUUGAAAUGUGUAAAUAAAAUAUGUUUUUAGCUUGUA
Stegodyphus dumicola is the source of this 1215-nucleotide messenger RNA. RefSeq names its product pre-mRNA processing factor 18 (gene Prp18). NCBI's taxonomy places the organism in Eukaryota, Metazoa, Arthropoda, Arachnida, Araneae, Eresidae. Gene Ontology annotation, biological process: RNA splicing; generation of catalytic spliceosome for second transesterification step. Gene Ontology annotation, cellular component: U5 snRNP; U2-type post-spliceosomal complex; U4/U6 x U5 tri-snRNP complex. The record is from RefSeq and is a predicted model, not a curated record.